Molecule: messenger RNA, 1606 nt
Organism: Rhodamnia argentea
Lineage: Eukaryota; Viridiplantae; Streptophyta; Magnoliopsida; Myrtales; Myrtaceae
Product: WUSCHEL-related homeobox 9
Exons: 4
Coding region: 139-1362 (407 amino acids)
Biological process (GO): regulation of developmental process
Molecular function (GO): DNA binding; DNA-binding transcription factor activity
Source: RefSeq, a predicted model, not a curated record
AGGAGAGCGACAAAAGAGUUCUUUGCAGCGUUUUUUCUCCCUCUCUCUCUCUCUCUCUCUCUCUCUGUGUCUCUCUCUUUGGCUGACUGCUCAGAGAGAUCAUCUUCUUCAUAUUCCUAUUGCUGCAAGAGACUAUCGAUGGCUUCGUCGAAUAGACACUGGCCCAGCAUGUUCAAGUCCAAGCCCUGCAACACGCAGCCUCAUCAAUGGCAGCAUGAUCUCAACCCUUCUCUCCUGUCAUCAAGCGGAUGCCACAGAACUUCGCCCUACUCAUCAGGCUGCGAGGAGCGAACCCCAGAGCCAAAGCCAAGGUGGAACCCGAAGCCGGAGCAAAUCCGCAUACUCGAGGCGAUCUUCGACUCCGGGAUGGUCAACCCCCCGAGGGAUGAGAUUCGGAAGAUCAGGGCUCAAUUGCAGGAGUACGGGCAAGUCGGCGACGCCAAUGUGUUCUACUGGUUCCAGAACCGGAAAUCUAGAAGCAAGCACAAGCUCCGUCACCUCCAGACCUCGAAACAACAGAGGCAACAACAAAACCAAAACACCAGCACCAACAACAACCACAAUCUCCAUCCAAUGACAUCUUCAAUGUCGCCCGCCAUCACAGCUCCUAAUUCAUCCUCGUCGUCCUCCUCGUCUGAGAGGACCUCUCCAACUGGGUCCAAGAAGACAAACUUGUCCCUAGGCCCAUGUUCCUCGGACGCCCUCGAUAUCCCAAAUCCAGUUCUCUCCAUGAACCAGGCCUACUUCUCUCAGACCCAUCAUGGGGAUUUUUUCACCGAGCCGUCCUUGCUUUUCCCCCAACAAAGUCAUCAGGGCGUGAGCGCUUGUGGUUUCACUCAAGCUGGUCAAGGGUUUUGCUUCUCUCCACCGACAAGUGUGGUUCAAGUCUCUCAUGAACAAAGCCCUAAUAUCGGCCCUUGCACAAGCCUUCUACUUAGUGAGAUCAUGAACAGCAACAACAGCAGCAACAAUGCAGCUGCUUCUGAGAAACUAGGGCAAAGUGAUCAUCACAAGGUGAAGAUGAUGCAAUUGCCAACAAGCUCUCUGGGUAAUAACUAUUCUGUGAUCAACCCUAUAGGGACGACUCAGUGUGCUGUUCCCACAACUGUCACUACUAGCUUUCAUCUUCCAAGCACCAACAUCCACAAUGUCCAGGGUGUUCCGGAGGCCGGUGACGAGGCGAAAUCCACGGUGUUCAUCAAUGACAUGGCGUUCCAGGUGGCGCCCGGGCCGCUCAAUGUGAGGGCGGCGUUUGGGGAUGACGCGGUGCUCAUCAACGCCUCGGGUCAGCUGGUUCUCACCAAUGAAUGGGGUCUCACUCUUCAGCCGCUCCAGCACGGCGCCUCUUAUUAUCUGAUAUGAACACGCGUGGAGGCUGAGGAGGAAAGCAGAAGCUGUCUAAGCUUUGGUCACUGUGCUGACUUCACAUCUCUCUCUCUCUCUCUCUCUCUCUCUCUCUCUCUCUCUAUGUAUUAGGGUUUACAUUACAGUGGGUCUAAGUUAAAAUUCCGUAUGAAUGGGGUUUUUGGUCGGUCUUGGAGAACUUGAAGUUUGCUGAAUUGUGUAACACAUUAAGAUCGACAUAUGAAUGGAGGUCAGAUGCUCC